UUUACUUUCGUUUAUUUUGUCUCAAAUUUCCUGUUGAAUUGCUACUAAAUUUCUGCGAUUUCGUGCGGUUUGCGCUUCAAUCCCGGCCUCAACAACAGUUUCCAGUACCAAAAUUAGAAAGUGAGAUGUCUUCAGACGAGGCUAUGAGUGUAGUGGGAAGUGAGGUAGUGCCCUUGGAGUAUGGUGGCAUGGAUUCGGAGACCAGUCCAUCUCCAACGAGUUCGGAGAGGACGGUGGAGGAGAGGAGAGAAGAAAUAGUAGUAGAGGAGGAAGAAGAAGAUAUCCCCUCGAAUGUGUUGGAAUCUGGGGAUGGGGUAGACGGGUGCUAUGACCCGGACUUAGAGAUAGUGUCCGAGGUGAGAGGGUAUGUAAGCGAAUUAGGGAGUAGGAAUAGUCUUAGGGGGUUAGUGGGGAACUGUAACCUUCCCCACCAUAUCCUAAUUAGGCCUGCCGGGGUGAAUGAGAGGGCAUGCUCAGCACCCCGAGACCAUUGGAUGCCCAUAUACCUGCACUAUUUGAUUGCAGGGCUUAGGUUUCCCAUUCCAGAAUUACUGGUUGGGUUAUUAUUAGAUUAUAGUAUAGGAAUAACCCAGCUAACUCCCAAUGCCAUGAGGGUAGUGAUAGGUUUUCUUGUAUACUGCAGAGUUCGGGGGGUUGGGUUUCCAACAGUAAAUAUGUUCAAACAUUUUUUUAUAAUUAAGGCUGGGGGUAGGGGGGAGAAGGGGUGGUACCACUUCGGUCCUCGGUCAUCCAGCAAAGGGAAUAGAAAUUUAUUCUCUCCUGGGCCGUCAUCUAUCAAAGGGUGGAAAGAAAAUUUCUUCUUUGUGGAUGACACCGAGUGGAGUAGGAGGGAUGCCGAAGUAGAACAGUUGUCUGCUUGGAAAGAGAAGAAAACCAAGCAGAACAACUAUAAGUUGAAUGAGGAUGAGAUGGAGGAGGUGAAGAAGCUGGUGAGGGAAGACGGGGACGUAGUGGAUAUCUUGUACCUCACCAGCCAGGAGGCGAUAGAUGCUGCUGAGCUUUAUGGGCCAAGCUCAUUGAGCGAAGCUGAAAUGGAAGAGUUUACCAAUGCUGCUGGGGGGCUGCGCAUCCCCAAGAAGCCAAGGAAGAAGUCAACGACUUUAGCUGCGGCGAACAGAGGGGUGCCCGAGAGAGAGCUCCUGCCCAGCACUUCAGCCCGGGCCGUGGAGGUGCAACCAAGGCCGGAGCCUGUGAUGGGGGGCAGCGAAGACGUAAGCGAGGAGACGGCACCGCUCCAGAGGAAGAAGAGGAGGGUGGCAGAGCUAGAAGGCAGGGUGGAUGAGGUGGUGGAGUUCGUGCCUCAACCUUCUCCUCCAGAAGCCAUUCCUGAGGUCCAGGAGAGAGGAGAGGCCGAGGUGCGAGGCCUUAGUGGGGGCAGGGAGCGCACCCCACCCCACGCGUACCAGAAAGGUUUGUUUGAGGCGACAAACAUGACUGGGGCGAAGCACUUUCUCAAUGCUACACUUCCUGACGUGGAUAGGAUGCAAGCGAAGAACGAGGUGCUUAGCCAUGCGGGGUAUACCGUGGUGAGGCAUGCCCUAGAGAGUGCGAGCUGGACAAACGCUCUAGCGCAGGAAUAUACGGAGAGCGUUAGAGAUCGUGCCAGCUUGCAGAGGCAAUGUGAUGUCCUGCGAAAGGAGAAGGAGGAUCUCCAGAAGGAAAAGGGGGAGUUGUAGAAGAAAAACCAGCAGAUUCA
Molecule: messenger RNA, 1717 nt
Organism: Rubroshorea leprosula
Lineage: Eukaryota; Viridiplantae; Streptophyta; Magnoliopsida; Malvales; Dipterocarpaceae
Source: the annotation of a GenBank genome assembly